AAACUAACAAAGUUUUCUGAAUCUCAUUGAUAUUUUUGCUUUUGGCUGGAAUAAAACUUGUCUUGUGAAGUUUCCUGUACGUUAUUAACAGUAAGACAAAAUGCGUGGAAUUUGAUUAUUCAAAUGUAAAGACUCUUUUAAGUCUUUGCAUUUUAACGUGAAGAACACUUGGUAGUAGAAAGACUAGUAAUAGUGAGUCAGUCAAGCUGUGUUGGAUUUAUUAUCUUUGUGGAAUAGAAUGUGUUAUUAUUAUUAUGUUCUUUUUCAAUGUAUAUAAGACUAUUGAAAAUGGUGGAGUGGAGCCUAAUAUGCUGGCUUUCAUUGAGGAUGUUUAUAAAAGUAAAAAAACUGGCAAGAUUGUCUACAAGAAGGCUAAGAGGAUUGUGGAGACUUUAAAAGAGCAGGUGAAUGACCUCCAAUCUGAAGAGACACUUGAAGAUGGACCGGUUCAAUCUAAAGAGCUCUCUUGUUCUGAGAUCAACGAUUUGGUUCGUAAGGCAAUACCCAAAAAGAAAGGACACCGAUUUGGAUUUGGAUCUCUUCCAGACCAUGAAGAGUUAAAUGCUCCCUUCUUACCCACCUUGGAUAAUGACAAGAAGUUAGAAGAAGCUUACACCCAGAUUUCUGAGUUAGUUAAGGAGAAAGAGGAAAAUACCAAGACAAUCCAAUACCUGAAGGAUGUCACUGAGAAGCUUCUCAACAAGUUUCCGGACUGUCGUCCACCUGAAGAUGAAGAUGAUGAUGAAACUCAAAAUUAGAGAUGAGUGUUUUAACUUGCUAGUUUUUUGUGGUAGGAUGUCCAAAAAAAGGACUAACGGUUAAUGUAAGAAUCUAUUAAUGUGGUUUUAGUGACAAUAACUUAUUUCUACAUU
Messenger RNA from Camelina sativa (false flax), 872 nucleotides. RefSeq lists its product as uncharacterized. NCBI's taxonomy places the organism in Eukaryota, Viridiplantae, Streptophyta, Magnoliopsida, Brassicales, Brassicaceae. The record is from RefSeq and is a predicted model, not a curated record.